GUCUUGAGUUACCUUUUCGAAAAUUACUAGAAUUGAUUCCUAAACUUCUCCAAUGAUAGCUAUCAUAUUGAAGGAGUAUAUCUGCUAUCUCAUAUCGGAUCUCCAAGGAUCCGUAUAUUUUUAGAACGAGUGGGCCACCUGCCUGCACCUGUCGUAAUAUUCGCUGUAGCUUGCUACUGUAUUUGGUGGCCGCCGUCGCAUUAGGACGCCUCAUCCCUCGACUAGCCCACUUCGAUGGGUGAUUAGCAACUCAGCCGCACCGCAGCUUGUUUUAAUGUCUAGCCGUUAUUAGAUUUGUUAAAUUACAUAUUCAUCAUCACAUUUCCUCUCUGUUUAAUAUAUACCUCAAGAAGAAAAAGACCGUCGUCACGUCGAGUGUUCGGUUCAAGAUGGGGUCAGUCCUUGAAUCUACAGAUAUCAAGAAUAAGCUGGAGGAUCUAUCUGGAGUGAUCCUGAAGCCGGGCGAAAACCCAUAUAAUGCGCUGAUCGAAGCUUGUAAUAACGACCCAGAAAAAAUACAAGCAUUGUAUGCUGCGCAUCGAGUCAGGCGCAAUGCGCAACAGAGGGACAAGUUCCUCGCCUCUGACUACAAGGAGUUGAUCAUCGAUCCAUAUCUCUUGCGACUAGAGAACCCGCAGAUUGAGCCAGGCUUCAAAGAUACGAGAUAUUGCAUGACCUUCUGGGGUCGGCCUCCGAUUCAUGUACUAGAGCUCGCGGAAGUGAUUCAGGAGAAACUAAAAGCCGUUUCGUCAAAAAUAUGGCUCAUGCCCCUCCAUCGCAUGCACAUAACCACCCUCGAGCUCGCCUUCUCCCGAACCGCCGAAGAAAUCGAGGCGCUCAAGGAAAGCCUCCGGCCCGCCAUACCGGGUAUUGCAAGCUUCACGCACCGCCACCGGUCCCGCCUCGUGAAACCCAUGAUUUCGUAUGAUCUGUCCGCCUUCGCUCUGUCAUUCCUCCCGGCUGCUGGCGAGAUAUCGCUCUCGCCCGCUCCCACAGCACCUGAUGCCGUCGAAGUGCUUAAACAAGGGGAUGGGUACACGUACCAUCACCUCAGACGCGAUGUGUGGGAGCAGGCGAAGGAGGCUGGCGUUACGGUCAACUCGCGGUAUAUAGUGCCGAGCGCGCAUAUCACGCUGGGAAGAUACUUGACGGACGAGGAUCAUGCGACGCCUGAACUGAGGUUGAAGUGGGUUGAUGCCAUUGAUGAGAUCAAUGCUUGGUUGGAGGCCGAGGUGUGGGAUAAUGCUGACUCGGAGCUGGUAGGGGAGUGGGUUGUUGGACAGGAGAGAGGCUUAGAUGUCCGUGUUGGCACUUUGUGGUAUGGUGGUGGUCGAACUGUUCAGAUGGGCGAGGGAUUCUAGAUAUUUUAUGUUAGAUCUUUGUUCGGUUAUAUUGAAGUUCCCUUAGAUAGGUACCUAUAGAACAUUGUUCUUAGGGUUCAAGAUCCUAAGCCAUAGAUAGACAGUUUCGAAGUCAUACAUACUUUGCAGGU
Messenger RNA from Annulohypoxylon maeteangense, 1492 nucleotides. RefSeq names its product RNA ligase/cyclic nucleotide phosphodiesterase. The record is from RefSeq and is a predicted model, not a curated record. The coding region runs from base 390 to 1361 and encodes 323 amino acids. NCBI's taxonomy places the organism in Eukaryota, Fungi, Ascomycota, Sordariomycetes, Xylariales, Hypoxylaceae. The transcript is spliced from 4 exons.